CAGCAUGGUUCAGAUCAGAGUGGAGAGUCCCACAGAAAACUUAACAUGACAACGAAAGGUGUAUUCGAAUCUUUCCUAAGCUUCUUCAGGCCGAUGACUUGCCGCCUCAGCAAUGAGCGACUCUUCACUCCUUGUCAUGUAGAAAGCCAGAACAGGUCUGAAUGCUUGAAAAAUCACUGCUGUCCUUUCAAAAUUGGCCAGGAAGAGCAGUGCUACCUGCCGAUGAGAGAUGAUGUGCAACUGGCCAUUCGAGUGAUUUUGCUUGCUGGAGGAGGAUUUUUGACUUUGGGGCUUCUACCAAUCUGUUGCUGUGCUGUUCUGCAGAGAAGUCCRUGUAUCAAUCCUUUACAAAAGAUAAGCAAAAAAGUACAGAAGAUUGCACGGGAAAAAAGAGCACGUGAUAAAGAGACUCGUGAUGAAGAGAUUCAUCGCCAUUUACUGGACUGACAUAAGAAAGAACCAAAAGCACAAAAACAAGAAGGACCAUCUACCUGAUCCUGAAGAUAAAGCAGAAGACACCAGGAUUAUUUGACUAUGUCAUAGAAAAUGACACAUUUUGUUUUAGCAAUGAAGUAAUAUCAAGUUAUUAACUCUUGAUAGUACUAUUGAUUUUGCAGUAAAAGUUUUGCGUUCUUGUUUCUUGCACUCAUUCCAUACUCCCUGUACAAAAAAACCUGGUAUCACUGAAAGGCAGACUGCUCCUGGCAACCCCUGAGUAGUAAAGUCAGUGUUCUCUGCAUACACUUGCAUCCCUGUGGAGGGAUAUAAAGACACCAGUUACGUGCCCAUCUCA
Molecule: messenger RNA, 793 nt
Organism: Malurus melanocephalus (red-backed fairy wren)
Lineage: Eukaryota; Metazoa; Chordata; Aves; Passeriformes; Maluridae
Product: fmr1 neighbor protein-like
Exons: 5
Coding region: 46-447 (133 amino acids)
Source: RefSeq, a predicted model, not a curated record